AUGGCUACUCGCUCCACUUCCAACCACUCGUUGCCUGACACGCCUUCCUCACUGCCUCAAUUCCUCCGUCAGGACCGCUCAGCACUGGUCAACAAGUUCCACUACAUCGAGAACCUACAGCGCGACCGCCUGACCGAACAGUACGAGAAUCCAGAGAAAGAGUCGGAAUGGACACGCUUGACUGGCGACCACAUUGCCUAUCGCAACCGCUACAUCAACGUCGAACCCUUUGCGAACAACCGCGUCAAGUUGAACGUCCGAGAAGGCUUCAACGACUACAUCAACGCUUCCCCCAUUGCACUGGGCCCCCGCCGCUACAUUGCUACCCAAGGCCCCAAGAACACUUCGACUUCUCAAUUCUACCGCAUGCUUGCUCAAGAAUCGACCGAUAGAACCCCUUCGGUUGUCAUCAUGCUCACACAAACCCACGAGGCUGGCCGCGAAAAGUGCUUCAAGUACUUCCCCGACAGUAAAGACACGCCUCUCGAACUCCACCCUGAUCCCGACCUUGACGAUGGUUUCGAGGGCAUCGUCGAACUUCUGGCCGCCGAAGAGGACCCCGCAUGCCGCUGCACCACCCGCCACUUGCGCCUGCGCUACAAGACACCGACUCAAGAAGGUCAAGAUGACGAACGGCACGAAAAGGAAAUCUACCACUUGCUCUUUGCCGGCUGGCCAGACUUUUCAGUCCCAGAGGGCGAGAAUCGCAAAGCCAUGCUCAACCUCAUCGACAAGUCCGCAACCUUCAAUCUCCCGCAUGCUGUCGCGACUGCCACUUUUCCUCUCGACACCGCAUCAAAGCCUCCAUCAGAAAACACACCCAGUCCACGUAUCAUCCACUGCUCUGCCGGUGUUGGUAGAUCAGGCACUUUCAUUGCUCUAGACUUCUUGCUCGCUCACCUGGAACAGGGCAAUCUUGACACUGUUCCAGAUGACGUUGAUCCCAUUCUGGACACCGUCAAUGCUAUGAGGAAACAGCGUAUGAUGAUGGUCCAGAGUGAAGCUCAGUUUCUGUUCCUCUACGAUGUCAUGCGCCUUGCCUGGUUGGACCAUCACGAUACCUCCGGCACAGUACCUUGA
This is a messenger RNA of Aureobasidium uvarum, 1080 nucleotides long. The record is from the annotation of a GenBank genome assembly. Lineage: Eukaryota; Fungi; Ascomycota; Dothideomycetes; Dothideales; Saccotheciaceae.